Messenger RNA from Syzygium oleosum, 1315 nucleotides. Its product is annotated as protein EIN6 ENHANCER. The transcript is spliced from 4 exons. Lineage: Eukaryota; Viridiplantae; Streptophyta; Magnoliopsida; Myrtales; Myrtaceae. The record is from RefSeq and is a predicted model, not a curated record. Gene Ontology annotation, biological process: chromatin remodeling. Bases 476 to 886 code for a protein of 136 amino acids. Gene Ontology annotation, cellular component: Ino80 complex.
UUCUCUUGCUACGCUUACUCCGCUGAUCUGCCAAAGCUGGGUCGCCAUUAUGCUAGGAUUCGAGUUCAGUCUCCGGCCCUUCUGCACGGUGGACCAAGACACACUAGGAAAGAGAAACCCCGACUCGAAUCUAGCAUUGUCCGGCUCAAAUUAGGAUGCGGGUACCCCGCACCGAUGGGAAUCCGUCCGAUUACGACUUUUUCUCCCAUAUUGUAUUUUAGAUUAAAUUAUUUUGACGAUCAAUCCUCACAACACAUCCCACAACCACCAUCAAUUACGUGUUAGACGAUUGGUGUCUUGUUAUGUAUGCGUUUUCACUCUGUAUCUUGUGUUUUAUCUCUUGUCAUUGUGAAUUUUCUGUGUCCAAAGAUGUCCACCUACACAUGACUAGUUAUUGUUGAUGUCUCAUCUCGUCAUUUCCGGACUACUCAGCAUACCCAUCUGGCAAGGGAAUUGAAGAUGGGGGUUUAGGGGGAUGGGAGCUAAAACGAAUGCAAGAAAGGAGAGAAGAAUGGAGCCAGAGGUAUUAGAAGCAGAACUUGUAUUGCCAACCUAUUUCAGCUUCAAGAAGGUUCAAGUUUACGAGAAGUAUCCAAAGGGCCAAUCCAGUGCCAAGCGUUUCAAGCAUCUCAAGCAGAUCAUUCAAGCCGAAAAUUUCCAGAAUUACCCUCCCGAUGAACCUAAUUAUGUUAACAUUGAAUCACCACCUUCAAUGCAUCCAAGCAAGAGGAUAUGUGAUAUAACAGGAUAUGAGGCACCAUACCACGAUCCGAGGACCAAGCUUCGUUAUGCAAAUGCCGGUGUCUUUAAGGUCAUUAGGUCACUUCCCAACGAGUAUGUUCAGAGGUAUUUGGCUCUAAGAAAUGCAGCAGUUGUUUUGAGGUGAAUUCAGUGUAUGGAAGGAACAUGGGAUCUCUCUCUCCCUCUCUCUCACAUCAAAGGAAUAUUAAAAGGACCACUUACCCGACAGAGAAAGUUCAUGGUCACUCAAUUUUCGAGCAUCUGACGCCAGCUUUGAUUAUUUGUCCCACCUAUUCAAGUAAACCUCUAGUUGAAACUUCAUUUUUGGUGUUACCAUACCUCGUGACUCGUCUAGGUUUCUUCUUUCAACAAAGCGAUAGGGUUGCCAGGCGAUUACUGGUCGGUCCAAUUUUUUUUUUUUUGGUAAAGUAGUCGGUCCAUUUUAGUUGCCGUGCCAAGCAAAGAAAUCUCAAGUCCACCAAAUAUAAGAUUGUCAAAGAUCUGGUGGCCAAGGAGAUCUUAACCAAAAUUUCAGAAUAGUGGGUAUUUGAUGCAAGUAUCUUUUCGUGGGGCA